CCUUGGUUAAUAUGUAACACUCAAAACACACUUGCACUUUGUUUCCCCAAAUAAGUUUUGGACUUAAUGUUACUCAGGAUGGAUGGUUGUGCGCGGCAACAUUCCCAGACACAAAUAAUGGCGACAAACAAGAUGAAGAUGGGCCUCGUUUUUGUGCUCAUGUUUCUCGUCACUCCGGCGCAGCAAGCGCCGCUUCCCUAUUCCAGCAUUUUGAAUCUCUCCUUCAAAAAUAUGGAUUUUGCGAUGGACCUUUACCGCAAAAUCUCCACUUACCACGACAAGAACAUCAUUUUCUCCCCUCUAAGCAUUUCCACCAGUUUUGCCGCCCUCUCCAUGGCCUCUGAUGGUAGUACGUACGAGGAAAUACUGAAAGGGCUCAAACUGGAGAACCUGGAGCAAGCGGACCACCCAGAUCUUAUUCCCAAGUUAUUCCAAAUGCUCAAUGGGAACAUCUCGCAGAAUGGAACGACGAAACUGGACCAAGGCAUGUCCCUCUUUGUCGACCAAAAGUUUAGAAUGGAGAAGACUUUUGAGGAACAGAUGAAGUCCUAUUUUUUGGCAGACAUUAAGAGUGUAGACUUUGAAGACACAAACGCAAGCGUCAGUCUCAUUAAUGAGUAUAUAAAACACAAGACGAGGGGCAAAGUGACAAAAAUGCUCUCAGCAAUUGAUCCAAUAACCGAGCUCAUGAUGAUCAACACUUUUUACUUCCAAGGUGGGUGGAAAAUGCCUUUCAACCCCAACUACACAUACAAUGCACCUUUCUACGUCGACAACUACAACAUUCCACAAGUGCCAAUGAUGAUCAAAGAGGACAAGUUUGAAACAAUGGAAGACACUCGCCUUGGUGCCCGUGUGUUGAAACUGCCCUACCUGGAAGGUGUGGCCAUGCUCAUCCUGCUGCCUAACAAAGGAGUGGAUUACAGCACUAUCGAUGAUGAGAUCACUGCAAAGAGAAUGCUUGGUUGGAUCAAAAAACUGCAAAAGACUAAACUGGAGAUCAACAUCCCCAAAUUUAAGAUGGAGGAGUCGUACGCUUUGCAUGAGAUUCUCCCGGAUAUGGGUUUCACCAAUCUCUUCAGUGGCUCCGCCAAUUUGACUAAGCUGAGCAAGGACCAAGGCCUUAAGGUUUCAGAGGUGCUACACAAAGCCGUCGUUGAUGUUGAUGAAGUGGGGACGACCGCAGCGGCUGCCACAACAAUUGGCAUUAUUCCCUACUCUUUACCGCGGACUUUCAUUGUCAACCGUCCGUUUUUCUUCUUCAUAUAUCAUGAAGAGACAAAAUCGCUGUUGUUCAUGGGCAGGGUGAUUGACCCCACCAAAAACUAGCAGCCGUGACUUGCUGUACUUUGACUUUGGAAAUGCGUUAGCACUUGUUUAUUCAGGCAAAGCUUCUUAAAGGUCAGACUUAGUUUGAAAUUCUUCUGCUGGUAUAUGAUGUAAAAGAUCCCUGAUAUGUAAUAAAACGCUAUCAAAAGU
This is a messenger RNA of Hippocampus comes (tiger tail seahorse), 1479 nucleotides long. It is a transcript of the gene serpina10b, whose product is annotated as serpin peptidase inhibitor, clade A (alpha-1 antiproteinase, antitrypsin), member 10b. Gene Ontology annotation, biological process: blood coagulation. The transcript is spliced from 5 exons. Gene Ontology annotation, molecular function: serine-type endopeptidase inhibitor activity. NCBI's taxonomy places the organism in Eukaryota, Metazoa, Chordata, Actinopteri, Syngnathiformes, Syngnathidae. Bases 67 to 1329 code for a protein of 420 amino acids. The record is from RefSeq and is a predicted model, not a curated record.